Molecule: messenger RNA, 450 nt
Organism: Fulvia fulva
Lineage: Eukaryota; Fungi; Ascomycota; Dothideomycetes; Mycosphaerellales; Mycosphaerellaceae
Exons: 1
Coding region: 1-450 (149 amino acids)
Source: RefSeq, a predicted model, not a curated record
AUGUCUGAUCGCCGCAGCCUCCUCGACCUCCCACCAGAGCUCUGGUCUCACAUCGGCAAACUCUCGACCGACGCCUGGAUCGAGGAUUGGUGGAGUCCCUUUCACAGCCUCAGCGAGAGCUUGGCUCAGCCGCCAAUCGCCCAAACCUGCCGUACCUUACGAGGAAAGCUUCUGCCAUAUUUCUUCAGGAGGAACGAGCUGUUCACCGAUUGCUGGAAGCGGGGUUAUAAGUGGACCGAGUGUGGUCGGUUUCUGAGAGCACUCGAAAGGGGCACGAGGAGACUUAUCGGAGGCUGGAAGGUCCAAGUCGGAUCUGGAAAGUACGCUGAGGAAGAUCUUGAAACAAUGAAGGAUUACAUGGACACAACGUGGAGCGUUGAGUAUGAGCUUGAGCUCUGUCCUGUCGCGACAAAUGAUGUGAAUUUAGUGUAUCGAGUCAAGUUCUUGUAA